AUGACAGGAAAGCUAGGGAGCUACCUGGAGUCGCGUGGGUUGGACCGAUGUUCGAUCGACGUUUGGCGGCGGGUGGCUCGCAACUCGCGCCAAUUCCUGAAGGGGCGGGGAGCCAACCCGGGCAAAGAGAAGCGCCUCUUCAAGGAGGGCCUACUCGCUCAGGUCGCGGAUCUCGAUCGUCGGGCGGACUCGUCGGGGCUUGACGAGGACGAUCAGGCGCUGCGGUAUUUCCUGGAGGACCAGCUCAUCUCGCCGGAUAGGCUCGACGAGGAGUACUGGCGACAGCGCGAUCGGGUGCAAUGGACCCUAAAGGGGGACUCCCGCACGGCGUACUUCCAUGCGAUUGCCAAUGGGAGGCGACGCAAGUGCGCCAUACCGCGCUUGAUCACUGAUCAUGGAGAAAUUGAGGAUCAAACCGACCUCAUGAAGCACGUGUACGAUUUCUACAUUGGCCUCAUGGGGUCGUCCGGGGAAGAGAGGGUAUUUUCCCUGGCUCCAAACCUCUGGGGAGAGGAGAAGCGGGUCUCGCCGGCAGAGAACCUGGCUUUGGAGCUCACCUUCACUCAAGAGGAACUGGACGAGGUCCUCUUGAGUAUGAAGACGGACACGGCCCCGGGUCCGGAUGGCCUGCCGGUGUCUUUCUUCAAACGGUUUUGGGGAACCCUUCGGGCACCAAUCUUGCAGCUCCUUAACGAUUUCGUCCUUGGGAGGGUGGAUAUCGCAAGGCUCAACUUUGGUGUUAUCUCGCUGAUUCCGAAAGUCCCAGGCGCGGACUCGAUCAGACAGUUCCGGCCUAUUGCCCUUAUUAACGUCAUAUUCAAGUUUGUGGCAAAGGCUUUCGCGAUUCGGCUGGCCCCGUUGGCUCACAGGAUCAUUGAUCGGAGCCAGACGGCGUUUAUUCGUGGCAGAUGCCUUCACGAGGGAGUGUUGGCUCUCCAUGAGAUUGCUCACGAGCUGCGGGCCAAGAAGCUUGGGGGCCUCUUGCUCAAGCUUGACUUCGAGAAGGCUUAUGACCGCGUCAACCGGGAUUUCCUUAGAGAGGUUUUGCUCCGCAAGGGGUUCUCGGGGAUGAUGGUCCACCGCUCGAUGCAGCUGGUCAUGGGUGGCCAAACCGCUAUCAACGUUAACGUGAGCGAUCGCCCGCUUAGGGUAGCGGACUGGUGCUUCCUCCCGGAGAAGGUGGGACAUAGGGUCGACCCAUGGCAAGGCCUUUUUUUGGCCUCGGCCGGGCGCCUUGAGCUGACUAACUCGUGUUUGUCUAGCUUACCUAUGUUCGCAAUGGGCAUCUAUUUGCUCCAUGACGCGACCCAUCUUGCCAUGGACGGACCGAGGUCCCGCUUCUUUUGGGAAGGAGUGGGGAACAAGCGCAAAUACCAUAUGGUUGAUCGGGCCACGGUCUGUAAGCCGAAAGAGGUGGGGGGUUUGGGUAUCCUCAACACGAAGCUUAUGAACAUCGCGCUGAUGCUUAAAUGGAUAUGGAAGCUUUAUCAGAACGCAGAAGGGAUGUGGGCUGAUUUGAUUCGCGCAAAGUACCUAGGGGAUAGGGACUUAUUUGAUAGGGACGUGCCAGUUAGAGGCUCCCAGUUUUGGAACGCCAUUCAUAAGAUCAAGUGGUAUUUCAAACUUGGAGCAAGGCACAAGGUCCGGAAUGGGAAAAUGACCUAUUUUUGGCUCGACUGGUGGUCGGGGCUUGGCCCCCUCAGGGCGAGAUUCCCUAGGCUUUUUAGCUGCUGUGAUCAACCGUUCAUUACGGUGGAUGCGGCAAGGGAUAGGGGCGGCGCGCCGGGAGCGUGGCGCAUCCGCUUUAGAAGGCAAUUCAGCCUGGCGGAGACGGUCGAGUGGGACAACCUCUGUCGCGAGAUACAAGAGCUCCCCACUGAUGACCAACACGACGUAGUUUCCUGGUCCUUGGAACCCUCGAGGAUGUUCUCGGCUAAGUCGGUUUACUACGGACUGACGCAGGGGGCGUCGGUGUCACACUUUAGAGAUGUUUGGCGGGCACGGGUGCCUCCAAAAAUCAAGGUGUUUCUUUGGCAGCUUAUCAGGGGCAAGCUACCAUCGUCUGAGCAGGUGGCCAAGCGGCGUGGUCCGUCUAAUGGCCGAUGCUCCAUGUGCGGAGAGGUGGAAGACUGCAACCACAUCUUCUUCACUUGCCACAUGGCGGGAUUCAUGUGGGCGGGAGUUAGGGAACUGCUGCACUGUGAAUGGAACCCGGGCGGGAUAGGGGAUUUCAUUGCGCUAGCUCAGGGCAUUUCAGGCCCUCUUCGUAGUUUAGUUUGGUUCACCUUUGCGGCCAUGUCUUGGUCUCUUUGGAACAUUAGGAAUAAACUAACUAUUGAAGGAAAGCUGAUUAACAACCCGACUGACGCCUUCUACCAUAUGAUGCUUCACAUGCAGUCUUGGAGGGUACUGGUCAGACGGAGGGACAGGGCGCUGCUGGACGAGGCGCUCGAGGCGAAAGCUAAGGCUGGGACGGUUUUUGGGGAAGUGGUGAUGGCAGUCAGGGCGUGGUUGCUGGACGUGCUAAACCCAUUUGCAGGAAUGGGGAAAUGCAGUUCGUAG
Molecule: messenger RNA, 2562 nt
Organism: Lolium perenne
Lineage: Eukaryota; Viridiplantae; Streptophyta; Magnoliopsida; Poales; Poaceae
Source: RefSeq, a predicted model, not a curated record